Molecule: messenger RNA, 324 nt
Organism: Fusarium mangiferae
Lineage: Eukaryota; Fungi; Ascomycota; Sordariomycetes; Hypocreales; Nectriaceae
Exons: 1
Coding region: 1-324 (107 amino acids)
Biological process (GO): protein stabilization; negative regulation of apoptotic process
Source: RefSeq, a predicted model, not a curated record
AUGACCGACGAAACACCCUCUCAGACCGCCAAGUCCGCCGAGGACCGCAAAGCAGCCUCCGCUCUCGAGAACCUCGACGCCGCAGACUCACCCUCGACACCACAAAACGUCGACGCCGACGCUGCCACCAAAGCCAUAAAGAGCCUCGGCGGCGCAAACAAGGCUUCUGCUGCUGCCGCUUCCCAUAAGAACGUCAAGGUCGACGCUGCUGAUGUCGCACUCCUCGUCGAUGAGCUUGAGCUGCCAAAGGCAAAGGCGACCGAGUUGCUCAAGAGUAAUGAGGGUGAUGCUGUUAAGGCCAUGAGGUCGUUUAUCAAGGCAUGA